Messenger RNA from Colletotrichum siamense, 1506 nucleotides. RefSeq lists its product as uncharacterized. Lineage: Eukaryota; Fungi; Ascomycota; Sordariomycetes; Glomerellales; Glomerellaceae. The coding region runs from base 1 to 1506 and encodes 501 amino acids. The record is from RefSeq and is a predicted model, not a curated record. The transcript has a single exon.
AUGGGUCAGCUUAGCGAUCUUCCCCCGGAGCUCAUCCUGACCAUCUUUUCUCACUGGCGGUUGGGUCUGCCAAUGCAUGAUCUGUUUGUGUGGACAAGAGACAUCGAUGAGCAGGGACGAAUAACUGGAGUCAGAUGGAACGACCUUCUCAACUUCUCACUCCUGAACCGCCACUUCCGCCAAAUUGUGUCCGACAAGCUGUACACACAGAUCAGGAUCCAAGGGAAGCUUCCAAUCACGAGACUCGUAUCGUUUUUGCGCUUCAUCACAGCGCAUCCUGAAGCAGCUGCCGACGUGAGGCAGGUGUACAUCAACCUCGAUCCGGGGAGGACUGGCUCUGGAUCUCUUCGACAGAAGGACAUAUAUUUCAUCCAGACCGCGGCCGAAAACUCCGGAAUCACAUAUCCUCAAGAGAUCUUUCCUUGCGAAGAUCUGGUCGCUGAUCAUUUAGCACAGAGAUUAAUCGACCUUAACAACCCUGGUUGUCAAGAGGAGGAACACCUGCGACUCCAGGUUCUCGUCGCCAUCUUGCUUGCUCAUCUCCGAGGAACGCAAGAGUUGGCGCUUACCUGCCCCUACGGCGUAUUCAGAAAUUUCGCUCGUGGCAACCUAGCGAAGCAGCGUGGCUCAGGAUUCGACCCAGAUGACGAAAGGGUCAGGUUCGCUGACGAGACACCGAUGGUUGUUGGCAAACCCUGGCUCCCGCAGUUGUUCUCUCUUGUUACGACACAUAUUGCAGGCACCGAACCGUUCCGACCUAUCGGAUUCGAGGGGGAUGAGCUUGCGAAUCUUCUCUGCUUGGGCUCAAAGACCAGUCGGCUGUGUCUUGAUGACGCCGGUGUGGACUUCAGACUUCAAAAGGGCCCGGUCGGGAAUUGGGCGAACAUUUCUCAUCUCACCCUGACUACUCAGCACAUAAGUAUCGCAGCCAUGCAGAGCAUCGCCAAUCACUGCAGCGCUUUGUCGACAUUCAAGUACUUGCCAACAGCCUACGAGUCAUUUGGAGUGACACAAUCGACGCAGGCCGAGCCCGGGGAGGUGAUACACGCUCUACGGAAACAUGCGAACACGCUGCGUACGUUGUGCAUUUCGUCCUCAGGGUACUCCCCUCGCGGUUUCAUCAGCAUGCCUGUUUCUAAGCUCGAUUGCUUCGUCGCCCUGGAGAAUCUGUGGAUUGAUAACAGGACCAUUACUGGGGACUUGCCUGCGGUCCAGGGGACGCUGAUUAAGGUUGAUCGAAGAGAAAAGCUCAUCAUGUCCUUGCCGCCUUCUAUCAAAAGGCUCCAUUUGCACAACGCUUCGUAUGUCCCCAGCGGGGGGCUGUAUUGGCUUGCUGGACACAGCGAGCUUUUUCCGAAGCUUGUCAGAGUUGAGUUGGACUGGCCAACGGGCGAUGAUUACACGCCAGAAGAGGUCAUUCGGAAGCUGUUCUUGCAGGUUGGGGUGGACGCGCCGACGAGGCGAGGCAUGAUUCGGGACGCCCGCUUAUGGGAUCGGUAUUUCUGA